CGAACGUUAGAGAGCGAGAGAGAGAGAGAGAGAGAGAGAGAGAGAGAGAGAGAGAGAGAGAGAGAGAGAAAUUGCUUCUGAAGAUUUCGGCGAUGGCGACGAACAUUGGAAUGAUGGAUUCAGCAUAUUUCGUUGGGAGAUCAGAGAUUCUAGCAUGGAUCAACUCGACUCUCCAACUCAAUCUCUCCAAAGUCGAAGAGGCUUGUUCCGGCGCAGUUCACUGCCAAUUGAUGGAUUCUUUCCAUCCAGAUAUGGUUCCGAUGCACAAGGUUAACUUCGACGCUAAGAACGAGUACGAGAUGAUACAGAACUACAAGGUGCUUCAGGAUGUGUUCAACAAACUCAAGAUCACUAAGCACAUAGAAGUGAGCAAACUGGUGAAGGGAAGGCCACUGGACAACUUGGAGUUCAUGCAGUGGAUGAAGAGAUACUGCGAUUCUGUCAAUGGGGGCCUGCUUCAGAACUACAACCCGCUGGAGAGAAGAGAAACCUGCAGAGGUGGAAAAGAAACGAACAAGAGGGCUGCAGCUACGCAACCCUCAACUAAGGGUUCUUCUGCUGCUGCAAGACCCUCAUCUUCAAAUGGAACCCGGAAAAGAGAGCCGCCAUCUUCCAAUGCCGCCAAUCAUUCCGCUAAGACCUCAUCAAAACCGUCCAAAUCAGUGCCUGCAUAUGAUGAAAAGAUCACUGAGCUGAAACUAUACAUAGACAGCCUCGAAAAGGAGCGAGACUUUUACUUUUCUAAAUUGAGGGAUGUAGAGAUUCUCUGCCAGAAUCCGGAGACCGAGCACCUACCCCUUGUUGGUGCCAUCAAAAGUAUCCUGUAUGCAACAGAAGGCGAUGAAACGGAGGCUGCAGCAGUGAAGACCCUGAGCCCCAUAGCUGAAGGGUCGGAAGAGAGGUCGAACAACGCAGAGGCACAGAAGAGGAAAGUCAUAGUGAAUGUCGAUGUGGAUGCCGCUGGUAUCACAGCUCUUUCACCACGACAACGCCUUUCAGAUGCUUCUGAUGUGAAAUGCAGUGGGUCUCCUCUCUUGACCUGUUGAACUGCACAUCCUAUGGUAACUAUCACAAGAAAAAUAUCAUAUGAUUUUGAGUCUUCUCUUCUAAAGAAUUGAUAGUAGAUUAUGUAUUUCGUGGCCGUGUCAUAAGAGGGUAAGAGUAGAAAAUCGUCAAAAUAUAUUUGUGAUGUUUGUUGCUUGCUACUACACUUGUAUAAGUAGAGAUAUAUUUCCAGUUAUUGUUCUA
Tarenaya hassleriana is the source of this 1248-nucleotide messenger RNA. Its product is annotated as microtubule-associated protein RP/EB family member 1C-like. The record is from RefSeq and is a predicted model, not a curated record. Gene Ontology annotation, cellular component: microtubule organizing center; spindle midzone; cytoplasmic microtubule. NCBI's taxonomy places the organism in Eukaryota, Viridiplantae, Streptophyta, Magnoliopsida, Brassicales, Cleomaceae. The transcript is spliced from 6 exons. Gene Ontology annotation, molecular function: microtubule plus-end binding. Gene Ontology annotation, biological process: protein localization to microtubule plus-end; thigmotropism; spindle assembly. Bases 93 to 1046 code for a protein of 317 amino acids.